This is a messenger RNA of Eubalaena glacialis (North Atlantic right whale), 1472 nucleotides long. It is a transcript of the gene GID8, whose product is annotated as GID complex subunit 8 homolog. Gene Ontology annotation, cellular component: cytoplasm; nucleus. NCBI's taxonomy places the organism in Eukaryota, Metazoa, Chordata, Mammalia, Artiodactyla, Balaenidae. Gene Ontology annotation, molecular function: protein binding. Gene Ontology annotation, biological process: proteasome-mediated ubiquitin-dependent protein catabolic process; positive regulation of canonical Wnt signaling pathway. The record is from RefSeq and is a predicted model, not a curated record. Bases 294 to 980 code for a protein of 228 amino acids. The transcript has 6 exons.
GAUCUCGCGGGAAGUGGCUGAGGGGGCGGCCGCCGGUGCGUCUGCCCUCCCGUUCCCCGCCUCCGCCUCCGCCGCGGCCCCCGCCUCUGCCUCCCCCUCCCCGGCGCCGCCGCCGCCCCCUCCCCGCCCGGCCCGGCACCCCGAGCGGCCGCGGAGACCGCGCAGCGCGGCAGGCGGGAUCCUCACGGCGGCGGAGCCCGGGCGCAGAGACUCGGUGUUUGCUGUUGACGAAGCGCGUUUCGAGGGGAGUCUGCACAUUCCGAGGCGGCGCCUGCUAGGAGAAAUAAAUCAGAAUGAGUUACACAGAAAAACCCGAUGAAAUCACAAAGGACGAGUGGAUGGAGAAGCUCAAUAACUUGCAUGUCCAGCGGGCAGACAUGAACCGUCUCAUCAUGAACUACUUGGUCACAGAGGGCUUUAAGGAAGCAGCAGAGAAGUUUCGGAUGGAAUCUGGGAUCGAACCUAGUGUUGAUCUAGAAACGCUCGACGAGCGAAUCAAAAUCCGGGAGAUGAUACUGGAAGGCCAGAUUCCCGAGGCCAUCGCACUGGUCAAUAGCCUCCACCCGGAGCUUCUGGACACAAACCGCUAUCUUUACUUCCACCUACAACAACAGCACCUGAUCGAGCUGAUCCGCCAGCGGGAGACGGAGGCGGCGCUGGAGUUCGCGCAGACCCAGCUGGCCGAGCAGGGCGAGGAGAGCCGGGAGUGCCUGACCGAGAUGGAGCGCACGCUGGCCCUGCUGGCCUUCGACAACCCCGAGGACUCGCCCUUCGGAGACCUGCUCAACAUGAUGCAGAGGCAGAAGGUGUGGAGUGAAGUGAACCAAGCUGUCCUGGAUUAUGAAAAUCGUGAGUCAACACCCAAGCUGGCAAAGCUACUGAAACUCCUCCUUUGGGCUCAGAGUGAGCUGGACCAGAAGAAAGUCAAGUAUCCCAAAAUGACCGACCUCAGCAAAGGCGUGAUCGAGGAGCCCAAGUAGAGUCUGGGCGGGGGCCCCAUUUCACCGCUCGGGCCGGCAGAGCACCGUCUGGGACUGAAGAUUUGUACGGCAGCAGAGAACUCUUUCCUCCCCCCUUUUACUUUUUUUUCUGACCCAGAAUAUUUUCGAAAGGGAAAAGUAGCCCUUUUAAGUGCUGGAGAACGCGCAGUGAAAGACACCGUCUCUUCCUGCUGGCGAGGAAGGCUGGCGAGGACCGCACCGUGGCCUGACCUCAGUGCUCUGGGCGUCUCGGCUCCCAAGGCGCCGCAUCUUAGGGACGCUGGUCGGCCCGAGGCCCCCGCUCGGAGCAUUGGGGCGGCACUGACGGCCGUCUCGCUCUCUGUUUGCGUCGAGGCAGGCAGCGCGCCCUCACCCUCCCACGUCUCGGCUGGCCUUCGUGUAGAAGUAUUUCCUGCCCCCCUUGGUUUUGGUUUGUUUUCGUUUUUUCAUAGGAAAGACUAUAUAAAUUUGUAAAUCCCAAUUCAAAGACUU